AUGUGGGAGUUCCGGUCUAUGAUGUUCUGGCGGGCGGUGUUUGCCGAGUUCUUCGGCACCAUGUUCUUCGUCUUCUUCGGCAUGGGCGCGGCGCUGCGCUGGACCACGGGGCCCUACCACGUCUUCCACUGUGCGCUGUGCUUCGGCUUCGCCGCCGCCACCAUCAUCCAGUCCAUCGGCCACAUCAGCGGCGGCCACAUCAACCCCGCCGUCACCUUCGCCUACCUGGUGGGCUCGCAGAUGUCCCUGUUCCGCGCCUUCUUCUAUUGGUGCGCGCAGUGCAUGGGAGCCUUGGCAGGCUGCGCCAUGCUCUGGGGCGUCACCCCGCACAACAUGAGGGGCAACAUGGCCAUGAACACGCUCCAGCCUGGCAUCAGCAUGGGCAUGGCCACCACGGUGGAGGUCUUCCUGACCAUGCAGCUGGUCAUCUGCAUCUUCUCCGUGACGGAUGAGAGGAGGAACGGACGCAUGGGCUCCGCUCCCUUGGCCAUCGGCUUCUCUAUCACCAUGGCUCACCUCAUGGGAAUGUUCUACACUGGAGCUGGAAUGAACCCUGCCAGAUCCUUUGCCCCUGCUAUGUUCAUGAGGAACUUCAUGAACCAUUGGGUGUACUGGGUGGGUCCCAUGAUUGGUGGUGCCAUGGGCGCCAUCAUGUACGACUUCAUGCUCUUCCCCCGCAUGCGCGGCCUGGCCGAGAGGCUAGCCACCCUGAAAGGCAGCCGGCCCCCAGAGGUGGAGAACCAGCAGGACACCCGCGGGGAGCCCAUCGAGCUCAAGACCCAGGCCCUAUAA
This is a messenger RNA of Engraulis encrasicolus (European anchovy), 792 nucleotides long. RefSeq names its product major intrinsic protein of lens fiber b (gene mipb). Bases 1 to 792 code for a protein of 263 amino acids. The transcript is spliced from 4 exons. The record is from RefSeq and is a predicted model, not a curated record. Gene Ontology annotation, biological process: transmembrane transport; water transport. Gene Ontology annotation, cellular component: plasma membrane. Lineage: Eukaryota; Metazoa; Chordata; Actinopteri; Clupeiformes; Engraulidae. Gene Ontology annotation, molecular function: channel activity; water transmembrane transporter activity.